Miscanthus lutarioriparius is the source of this 1209-nucleotide messenger RNA. Lineage: Eukaryota; Viridiplantae; Streptophyta; Magnoliopsida; Poales; Poaceae. The record is from the annotation of a GenBank genome assembly.
AUGGCCACCGCGCUCGGUGGAGGGGCCCACCCCACCGCCGACGCCAUGGAGGUCGACCCGCCGCGUGCCUCCGCCGACGAGAAGCAUGUCGCCACUGUUAUGGGGGGAAGUGAUGCAGUGACAGGUCAUAUAAUAUCGACCACGAUUGGGGGAAAGAAUGGUGAACCAAAAAGGACCAUUAGCUAUAUGGCCGAGCGAGUUGUUGGAACUGGAUCAUUUGGGGUUGUCUUCCAGGCAAAAUGCAUUGAGACUGGUGAAACUGUUGCAAUUAAGAAGGUUCUACAGGACAAAAGAUACAAGAAUAGGGAGUUACAAAUAAUGCGGUCGAUUGACCAUUGCAAUGUCAUUUCCCUGAAGCAUUGUUUCUUCUCUACCACAAGUAGGGAUGAACUUUUCCUUAACUUAGUCAUGGAGUUUGUUCCAGAGUCACUUUAUCGUGUUCUAAAACACUACAAAGACAUGAAGCAGAGGAUGCCCCUUAUAUAUGUUAAAUUGUACAUGUACCAGAUACUUCGGGGAUUAGCUUAUAUUCAUACUGUACCAGGAGUUUGUCACCGAGAUAUUAAGCCUCAGAAUAUUUUGGUGGAUCCUCUUUCCCACCAAGUCAAGGUUUGCGACUUCGGGAGUGCUAAAAUCUUGAUUAAAGGUGAAGCUAAUAUAUCAUAUAUAUGCUCACGUUAUUAUCGUGCUCCUGAGCUCAUAUUUGGUGCAACUGAAUACACAACAUCUAUUGAUAUAUGGUCAGCUGGAUGUGUUCUUGCUGAGCUCCUUCUUGGUCAACCUUUAUUUCCUGGUGAAAAUGCUGUGGACCAGCUUGUUGAGAUUAUCAAGGUUUUGGGCACCCCAACUCGAGAGGAAAUUCGUUGUAUGAAUCCCAAUUAUACAGAAUUCAAGUUUCCUCAGAUAAAAGCAUGUCCAUGGCACAAGAUCUUCCACAAGAGAAUGCCUCCAGAAGCAAUAGAUCUUGUUUCCCGUCUUCUUCAGUAUUCGCCGAAUCUGCGAUGUAGUGCACUUGAGGCGUGUGCUCAUUCAUUCUUUGACGAGUUACGAGAACCACAUGCAAGACUCCCAAACGGACGCCCAUUUCCUCCACUAUUCAACUUUAAGCAGGAACUAGCAAACGCACCACCGGAGCUUAUCAGCAGGUUGUUACCAGAGCAUGCUCGACGACAUUCAGGAUUUGGUUCCUUAUUUGGGAGUGGGCCGUAG